This is a messenger RNA of Elgaria multicarinata webbii, 7929 nucleotides long. RefSeq names its product IKAROS family zinc finger 4 (gene IKZF4). The transcript has 8 exons. Lineage: Eukaryota; Metazoa; Chordata; Lepidosauria; Squamata; Anguidae. Gene Ontology annotation, molecular function: RNA polymerase II cis-regulatory region sequence-specific DNA binding; DNA-binding transcription factor activity. Gene Ontology annotation, biological process: regulation of transcription by RNA polymerase II. The coding region runs from base 86 to 1690 and encodes 534 amino acids. The record is from RefSeq and is a predicted model, not a curated record.
CCAUAACACUACAGCUGCUAUUGUAUUCCAGGUCUCUCUAAGGUGAAUGAUACUGAUUAUGCUUUGACAACAGAGUGUCUUAAAGAUGGAUAUAGAGGACUGCAAUGGACGCUCUUAUAUAUCUGGUAAUGGAGAUUCCUCUUUGGAAAAGGAGUUCACCUCCACGAUUGUGGGGCCCACGGUGAGCACACCAAACAGCCAACACUCCUCCCCGAGCCGCUCCCUUAGUGCAAAUUCUAUCAAGGUGGAAAUGUACAGCGAUGAAGAAUCAAGCCGUCUGCUAUCGCAUGAUGUCCGGCUCAUUGAAAAAGAGGAGAGUGUGAUUGUGGAGGAUUCCCUCUCUGAGCCCCUCGGCUACUGUGACGGGACAGGGCAGGAGCCACAUUCCCCUGGCGGCAUCCGGCUACCCAAUGGCAAGCUGAAAUGUGACAUCUGUGGGAUGGUGUGCAUUGGCCCGAACGUACUGAUGGUGCACAAACGCAGCCACACCGGCGAGAGGCCAUUCCAUUGCAAUCAGUGUGGUGCGUCCUUCACCCAAAAAGGCAACCUCCUGCGCCACAUCAAGCUGCACUCGGGCGAGAAGCCUUUCAAAUGUCCCUUCUGCAACUAUGCCUGCCGGAGGAGAGAUGCGCUCACGGGCCACCUCCGCACACACUCAGUCUCCUCCCCCACAGUUGGCAAGCCCUACAAAUGUAACUAUUGUGGCCGCAGCUACAAGCAGCAAAGCACGUUGGAAGAGCACAAGGAACGCUGUCACAACUACCUGCAGAGUCUUAACACUGAACCACAGUCGCUGGCUGGCCAGCAAGGUGACGAGAUGCGAGACUUGGAGAUGGUGCCGGACUCCAUGCUUCACUCCUCAGCCGACCGGCCAACCUUCAUUGACCGACUGGCAAACAGCAUCACCAAACGAAAACGCUCCACACCUCAGAAAUUUGUGGGAGAGAAGCAGAUGCGGUUUGGCCUCUCCGACAUGGCAUUUGAUGUCAACUCCAGCUUUGAGAAGGAUGUGGAGAUGGUGGCUGCCCACCAUCCCAUGGACACUAGCUUUGGCAGUUCACUGUCAUUCGUGGGGGCAGAACACUUGCGGCCCCUCAGACUCCCGCCCACGAACUGCAUCUCUGAGAUCACCCCUGUUAUCAGUUCUGUCUACACUCAAAUCCAGCCCCUCCCAGGGAGGCUGGAAAUAGCAGGAAACCGGGAAGCUGCUGAAGUCCACGAGGAACUCCCUGAUGGGACGCAGAUUGUGUACCGGGCAUCGCGGGAGCCGAGUAUGGUAUCGCCUAGCAAUGGUUGCCAGGAUUCCACAGACACUGAGAGCAUCCACGAGGAGAGGGGCUCACAGCAGCCGCUGCUGCCCAGCAUUGGGAACUGCAUCAGCAGCCGGCAGAGUCCGGCCUACGCCAAAGAGGACCCAAAACUGCAAGAGGGCAUCAUCCCCACCACUACUCGGUCAACUCCCAGCUCAGCCAAAGAAGCCCUGCGAGUGGUGAAUGAUGACGGGGAACAGGUAAAAGCCUUCAAAUGCGAGCACUGCCGGAUCUUAUUCUUGGACCACGUCAUGUUCACCAUCCAUAUGGGCUGCCACGGCUUCAGAGACCCUUUUGAAUGCAACAUCUGCGGCUAUCAUAGCCAAGAUCGGUACGAGUUCUCCUCCCACAUAGUGCGAGGGGAGCAUAAAGUAGGCUAACCCUAAACCCUGCCUCCCCUCUAGUCUCUCCCUCCCCGUCUCUAGCACUCUCCAUCCUUGUUAGGCAUGGAACUGUCCAUUUCUUUUGUACUCCUUUGCACUGACUUUGGCUAAAAAAGAGAAAUAUUUAAAAAAAAACACAAAAAAACCCUAACUUUAAAAAAAAAUAUAUCCAACAAACUUGAGACGGGGAGGAGCUCAUAACAUUUUGCCUUUUCUAUGCUGUGUUAUUUAAAUACUGUUAAUUGAUUUAAAAAUUAUUUUGCGCUUUUCUCUCCCACAUAGUUAUUUAUUAACCUUUUUCUCUCUCUUUAUUUUAUUGAUAAGUCCUUUCUUUCAGUCAUUUCACAGGGACUGUCUCCAUCAAGGGAUAUGUAAGCCGCUGGUGUAUAUCAGCAAUGUAAUUGUGUCUUUAAGGUUUAAGUCUCUUCCUCCUCCUCCUCCUCCAUUUAAAGUUUCUUUGGGCUUCUUCUUGUUUCAGUUCAGGUAUCUCUGUGAAGCCACCAUGUUAGACAUAAAGAACCUCAGAUCAGGUGCUAAAAUAUUGUAGAACUUCCCCCGUUCAAGGGGCUAGGAAAGCCACGACUUGAGUUACACUGAGUUGGUAGAUGACAGAAAGAACUGCAUAUGCCCUUUUUUAUGGGCAUCUGUGAAAUGGAGCAUAGAAAGGUAUCCUAGUAGGAACUCUGUGGUCCCAAGAACUCAAUACCUCUGUGCUUCUGCUUACAACUGCUUUCAAUGGAAAUGUGCUGCCUCCUCUAUUGAGGCCCAGGCGGGGCGGCAAAUUUUGCAUCUGGUGAAGAUGAAGGGGCUGCAGUGCCACCUGUUUGAAGGAAGGUGGUGAGCACUUCGUAGAUGCAGUUUGCCAGUGUGCUGCCUUUCAGAUUCAACUGAGGAUCAACAUUAGGAAAGCAAAUGCUGUGUCCAAGAUGCAGUGAAUGAACCGUAGCAUUCUAUGGUUAAGGCUGUGUUCUGCUUCUUAGCUGUUAAGAAUCUGGGGUGUCUCCUUCUGCAAGGACUUGUUUGAUGUCCCUGUCAGUCAGCCUGGCCUUCUCUCCAGAAAGGCUGUCUGAGCUGACAUCCUCUGAGCUUUCUUUUCUUAGCUCUUACAGAGCCAUUCCUGCUGGAGGCUUUGAAGAUGUAAGCCUCAACCCUUAGGUGAGUGUAUGUCCAUGACUCCUCUCUCCAAAAGCGUGUUCCUUCAUCCUAGAGGAAGUUGCAAAUAGAACAUUGUUGGCCAGAAAGCAAUUCCCUAGGAGACAUUAUCAAGGGACUUUCAAUAGGAGGCAAGAAAGAUGCUAGUGACAACCUCUAUGUAGUUGGCUUAACAACCUUUCUUGUAGCUACUAGGGAUAGGAAGGGUGCAAGUGAGAUCCUUAUGUGGAGUCAGCAUAGCAACCUUUUGCAACUACUAGAGUCAAGAGGUUCUAGCCCUGUCACUUCCUCUUGUUGUUCCAGUGCCUAAUGCCCAGAAUUGGUUACCACUGAGCAACUUAGGAUAUGGCUGCUUAGAUUCCCAGUGGAUAUGGCUGUGUUUUGUUGACACAGAUCAGUCAUGAGCCUUAGAGAUCUGUGCUCAGAAAGCAUGCACUCUUUGGACCCAUUAGCAAGAUCUGACAGCAGCAGUCAUGUGGUAGAAGGCCUGUGUCUUAUUUAUCUAUGGAAAAGCACACACUGCUCAUCCAAAACCAAGGGGAUGCAUGUUUUGCAGUGUUUCUCUUUAAGAGGAAUCUCUGACCAGGGCAGAGAAGGAAAUAAUUUAUAGGCUGAUUUGCAGUAAUAGCAUAGGAAAAAAGGUGUAGAGCAGCCUUCCCCAACAUGGUGCCCUUCAGAGUGUUGGACUGGAACUCCCAUCAUUCCCAGCCAUCAUGGCAGCAUGCUGGGAAUAAUGGGCAUUGCAUUCCAACACAUCUGGAGGGCACAAGAUUGGGAAAGCUGGUAUAGAGCAACUGCUAGCAAAAUCCAUCUGCUAGUAGGUCAACUGAGUGACAUUAGUCCCCAGUUUUACCAAGGUCGGGGUGCCAGAGAGGGCCAUUGGUUUUCUCUAAGGUGGAUCUUGCAAGAACACCUUGCUUUGUGUACUUUAGUGUCUUAAAGCCUUUACUACCGCGAAGGGCUGAAACCUCCAUUCUGUCACGUGGCUGAAGAUUGCUGCUGGUAGUGGACCAUAAGCAAAGGUGGUAACUCCACUUGUUAAGAUUAUGCAGUCAUUCCUACCAAACAAAGUAGAAAACUUGUUAAUACUUGUUCUUAAGAGCAUAAUCACCAAAUGAGAAGGCUCAUAUGCUGAGGUUGCCGUUCUCCAAGUCCCUCAUCUCAGCAUCUCAGCCUUGCUAGAAAAAAAAAACUCCUGACAGAAAGGGAUGGUUCAAACUGUCUUUCUAGUCUAAGAUUGGCAAUGGAUGUAGCAAGGAGGAGAGCGCUCAUGGUUUUAAGUGAAUGCCCGUAAUGCAUAAAAUAACUUGCUCAACAGCAGCCAGCAAACUGCUUCCUUGUGGGAUAAACCAAAGGCUGUUCUUUUUCUACUUUAAAACAAAAAAAAACCUCAAGUUGCAUCAUUGUGUUUGUUUCCGCCUCUUUAUUCCUUUCUGAGAUGUGAAAUACAUUUUUUCUUUAAGGCCAGACAGACUUGCUUAUCUGGAAAGGCCUUGCUGAAUGGGAUAUUUCGGGAAAUUAUUUAAGGUGGUGGGCAGUGGGGGGACGACACACACACCUCCCUUUAAAUAGUCGUAUCCCUCUGCCCUGCCCCACUUCUUAAAAGCUCUUAGUUUUUCUGGUACAAAGUCACUUUGCCCCUUCUUCUCUCUCACUUGGGUUCAGCAUACGAAUGGUAUCUUCUAGGCUCAGAAGGCAUUUUGAGCUGGCCCCAGUAAUGUAUAUUAUAGCUUCAGCAGAUGAGAGGUGAAUGGGCUAUUAAAAUCCUUGUCAUUCUGAUUACCAUUGUGCAAUACAAAUGAAACAUGUUGGGAGAUUUUGCCAAAUUGUUGAGGGGACUCAAGAGUCCAGUUCUUGUGUUUUUUUUAAUGAGGAUUGUACUUCCUGAAAUUUCAUACGCCGUAUGGUAAAAGAUUUUGAUUUUUUUUAAAAGCACUCAUAUCUCCUAUUGAUGUACAUUUAAAGUAUUCAGCACAUUUUGUGAUUGUUGCUCCGAAGGGUCCAUUCACCUGACAUAGUUUUCCCCACAAUAAUUUCCAAAACGUGGAUACUUCUUAAAGUUUGUUGUGUGAAUGAAACUGCUCACUGGUGGCUCUACAGGUGGCAGCUCUGUCCUGGUAGUUGUCAUGGAGAGGGGACAUCUCCUGUGAUUGGGAAAGGUCAUGUGAACCAGACCUCAGACAUUGUACCUUUGAAUGUUUUAACUUCAUACUGCUCUAAAGGUUAGGAUUUUUUCUACCACAGAUCUUACAAACAUGAAGGUUUAGGUCAGGUUAACAACAGUAGCUUGGUAAGAUGAUAACCACGUUGAAUGAAUGAACUCAAGGUGUUAACACAAGUGUUUUGUUUGCGCCCCCAGAAAUCUGAGAGAGCAUAUCUGGAAGCUCCUUCUCAGUUACUUUUAAAACACACAGGUAGGCACUCGGGAAAGCUUGUCUGUAAAUCUGUGAAAGCAGGAUGUUGGACAUCGAAUGUACACUUACUGCAUGUAAUAAAGUAACUGAAAGUUGAUUUCCAAAGUAAAAAAAAUGCUGCUCACUCAGUGACUGUUUCAGCCCAUUGUGCAAGUGAGUAUAAGUUGUUUUAAGAGAAAGCUACUUCAAAACUAAUUAUCAAUAUAUUUUUCCAGGGACAGCCUAAUGGGCCAGUAUUUCUGAUUUUUCUUCUAUCCUACUUAUAUGAUUCUCCCUAGAAAAGUUAAAUGAUUAGUUCUGGUAAUGUAGCCUGCUCAUAUGAGUGCAUUUGGAGAAAGUCUUCAAACAUUUGUCACCUGAGCAUCCAGUGUUACAGUGGUAUUACAUCUCUGAGAGAAGAUGUUUACACAUCUUCAUAUACAGACAGGGUUGUGUUUAUAAAGAGGAUAGCAAUUCCUAAACUCAACUGUGUGCAUGUUUCUUUUCAGUGUGGAUCUAGGCCUAGAUAUGCAGUAGUCACUUCCCAGUUUUAUUGGUAGAAUUUAUCCCUGUAGGAUCUGACAAACAGCACCUGCCCUGUAGGUACAUGAAACUUCCUUGACCUCUUUCUAGACCUUUUAAGACCUCUACUCCAGUGUAUUUUGGGUAAAACCCAUGUAUCUUAAUUGGAAAGCAUUAUUUUGUCCAUAAUACCAAAGCAUAACAAAAAUGGGUAGUUAUGAAGCUCUUCAGCCAAGCCCCCAAUUUUGCAUGGAAAGUGUGCAAUUUCCCCCCAGACUUUGGCUACAUAAGCACUGAUUUAAUUAUUUUGCCUGUCUUUUAAGCAGAACUGGAAAUAAUACAUAGAACAACAUUUACAUCUACUUUCUUUCCACUUAGUAAAUUAGCUGCAUAGGGACUUUUAAAAAACUGAGCUUGUGAGAAAGACACCAUGACUUGCUUCACACAUAAUGCUAGCCCAUUGUUUAUUUAACCUAUAGUUAACCCAUGGUCUCUUGUCCUACCCAGGGUUUAUCUGGCAGGUGAGUGAACAAACCGUGGUGGGUUUUUUUUAAUCCCUGGGUUACUGUUUCCCUCCUCCACCCACUCCCUCCCUGUAUCCCAGAUGCUUUUGUUGUACCCUAAUACUGGCAUGCAGACCUACUGGGUUUUUCAACUGCUCUUUUACCACCUCUGUAGCCUGGCAAAACAACCCAUGGUUCUGUGUUCUCAUGUAAUGGCAACCCAUAGCUUAAACAACCAAGAAUAUGAAGUCGAGCUCAACAACAAACCAUGGGUUCUCUUUCUGGGUUGUUCAUGGUUAACAACCAUGGCUUGUUAGCAUGUCUGGGUUUGACAUCACGACAACCCAGAAUUCACAACCCAUACCAUGGUUUAAGCAUUAUGUGGGAACCCAGCCCAAGAGUAUGGAGUUGAGUUUUGCUAAGAAUCUAUCCUUUUGAAUCCUGAAUUCUAGAAGGGAUUCUUAAUGUCCUUUUUUUUCCAUGUGAGAUGAGAAUUCUUUCCAGGUCCAACAGACAAAAUUCUGGGGAAAUGCAUCAUUUUUUUCCCAUUGCAGAGACUUAGAUUGCUCUCAAACUAGUGUAAAUGUAACGUGAAUGGCUGACUGGAUAAACUUUCAUCUUGAUUCAUUUUUCAAGAAAUGGAGGCAUUCCUGGCAUACAACAUUGGGAAGAAAAUACACUUGUGAAUCUUUCCUUGUUGCAUUUUUACACAUUUUUUUCUGAUACACGUAUGAAUCUUUGACACACACACAACAUUAAUAGGAGAAUCAGCUUUCAUUGUUGGAUACUGACACCUUGAAAGCCAAAGAUGGCCCUUGAGUGUUUGGCUUCAGUUGACAGAAACACUGAUAAAUUAAAGCACCUAAAGUGUCAUUUUUACUGUUGGUUGUUCUUUUUUAAAAAAACUAUCCCUUUGUGCCUCCAUAUGAGCCCACGUUCAGAUUUUUUAUUUUUUAUUUUGCUUCUUGGGGGAAUAGAUCUGUUCUCUGCAGAAACGUUUUUUUAAAUUGGACAUAUUAGGGAGUUUUAGCGCUAAAUUAAGAUGUCUAGAACAUCACUAUUGAACUAUAUUUACUGCACUGUGGAAUGGUACUAAACUCUCUUAACCUUGCUUCUAUGAUGAAUCAGGGAGCAAGAAUCCUGUUUUGGACUUCACGUCUUACCUCCUGCUCUCCCCUUUUGUGAAAAUGAAAACAGGUUAGUUUUUAGAGAAGCAAAGCUCUGAAAUUUCUAAGAAACCAGUGUUCCUUUUUAUUUUUGCUUUCACCUGAAUGAAGAGCCUAAAAAACAAAUGUAGGAAUUUUGUAAAACUCCAGGUCUCUUUAACUUGUGUAAAUAUAUAUAUUUUUUAACCAGAUGUAUGAAGAACAAAACGAUGUGCAAUAUCCCCAACCUGCUACAAUAUCCUUCUCUUCUUUCUAACAAGCUUUCAUUUGUAUAUUGUUACUGGGUUUGCUGGUGUCGCGCUCUUUUCCCCCUCUUCUUUUUUUGGGGUGGGUGGGGUUAAACUUGCUUUUAAAUAAAAGAAAAACCUCUUACUGCAAAAGCUUUUUUGUAUCUGUAAUAUAUUGUAAGUACAUAUUUGUGUAAUGGAGAUUAUACUACUGUUAAGUUUUGUACUGUACUGGCUGAAGGUCUGUUAUAAAUAAACAUGAGUAAUUUAACA